AUGGGUCAACAUCCUCGUGGGGUACCUUUCCCACAAGAUCCUCCUAUUGUACCUGGUGUUGGAGUUCAGUUGGAGGGUGUUUCUCCUCAGGAACCACCUAUUGAGACACAAGGGAGUGCAUUACCUGCAAUACCAUCACAGGACCAACCAGAAGGUACUCCACCUGGGGUUACUCCACGGUUCCCUCCUCAUGGCACUCCUCCAUAUAGGGUGCCACCCCCGUACCAGUAUUACCUAGCUUAUCCUCCAUAUUAUCCACUAGCAGCCACUACUACAAGGCUGGUGGAAUCAUUUAAGUGGCACUUGCCACCUAUCUUCACUAAGGUGGGAAGUGAUCCAUUAGAAUCGGAUCGGUGGAUCCAAGAAAUGAAAAAGAUAUUUGAGGUGGUAGAAUAUACUGAACCUCAAAAUCUCAUCUGUGCUGGGUUACAGUUAAGAAAUGAAGCAGAUUCUUAG
Molecule: messenger RNA, 456 nt
Organism: Macadamia integrifolia
Lineage: Eukaryota; Viridiplantae; Streptophyta; Magnoliopsida; Proteales; Proteaceae
Product: formin-2-like
Exons: 1
Coding region: 1-456 (151 amino acids)
Source: RefSeq, a predicted model, not a curated record